CCCAGCCGAACGGAACCGAGCCGACCCGAGCCGAGCCGAGCCGGAGCAUGACGACACGGGCCGGCGGACCGACCGACUGACCGACCGAGACGGAGCGACAGGCGGAGAGGCGAGUGGGGGUGGGUGGGUGACAGUGCUGAGUGACAGACGGACAGAGACACAGAGACGGACAGAAACACGGCGGUACGGAGACGCAGAAACACGGAAACACAGACAGGCUGACGGACAGCGGACGCUGGAGUGAAGUCAGAGACCGAGACCGAGAGCCGGAGGCGAGAGAGAAGAGAGGAGAAGAGGAGAGAGGGAGAGAGAGAGAGAAAUCACUGUGACGAGAGGUUUCAUGUCGAGGUUUUGAAAUGAGUGACAGACCCAGACGGACAGACCCGCCAGCUCGCCAGAUAGCAGGAAUGUCGAGUCUCGGUGAGGGAGACGACGUGCUGGCGCGCUGGAGCGACGGACUGCUGUACCUGGGCAACGUCAAAAGAGUGGAUGAGGUCAGACAGUGCUGUCUUGUGCGAUUUGAAGACAACUCCGAGUUCUGGGUCCUGAGGAAAGAUAUCCACUCCUGUAAGACACAGAGAUCUCUUGUGCCAUUAUUUUGGUAUACUGUACUGUCCCAGUGGAGGGGUGCGUUUUGUGCUGGAUCCUGCUGUUCUGUGCUGGGCUGGGCUGUACUGGUGCUGUGGCUUCUCUCUCUGUGCAGGUUCUACCACUUCGACUGCUCUGUCUGCACCACGGGGCCAGAGGCUGUGAGCAGACUCCCCAUGAGCUGGGUGGACCUGGCCCACCUGGUGCUGUAUCACUUGUCCCUGUGCUGCCGGAGGAAGUACUUCGACUUCGAGAGGGAGAUCCUGUCCUUCGCCAACGAGAACUGGGACUCCCUACUGCUGGGGCCGCUCUCAGACACGCCCAAACAGGAUCGCUCUCACAACCUCCUGAACGCUCUGACCUCCCAUAAAGACAGGUUUGUUUCUGGGAAGGAGAUUAAGAAGAAGAAAUGUCUGUUUGGGCUCCAGGUCCGAGCCCCGCCUCCCCUGACCUCCGACCCUUCACCUCUCACCCCCGAUCCACCUGCCAUCAUCUCACACAAGGGUCUAACAACACAGACUCGGAGGAGUUCUCCUCCGAAGAGGAUGUUUGCCUCCUGUCACCCCUCGUCCUGCAGAGGACCCCCUGACACAGGUUCUCUGCACCACUACAGGUGA
This is a messenger RNA of Lepisosteus oculatus (spotted gar), 1205 nucleotides long. Lineage: Eukaryota; Metazoa; Chordata; Actinopteri; Semionotiformes; Lepisosteidae. The record is from RefSeq and is a predicted model, not a curated record.